Molecule: messenger RNA, 1548 nt
Organism: Aspergillus ochraceoroseus IBT 24754
Lineage: Eukaryota; Fungi; Ascomycota; Eurotiomycetes; Eurotiales; Aspergillaceae
Gene: pdeA
Product: 3',5'-cyclic-nucleotide phosphodiesterase PDE1
Exons: 3
Coding region: 1-1548 (515 amino acids)
Biological process (GO): negative regulation of glucose mediated signaling pathway; cGMP catabolic process; cAMP catabolic process
Molecular function (GO): 3',5'-cyclic-GMP phosphodiesterase activity; 3',5'-cyclic-AMP phosphodiesterase activity
Source: RefSeq, a predicted model, not a curated record
AUGGCCCAAACAGAUCCCACGAGAGCAGGCGCUGAAGCAAGAACGGAGGACGACAGCCGGGAAGCGAAUGCUAGAAAUGCAAAGUCGGGAAUCCAGGUUAUUGUUCUAGGUCCAACUGGAGGCCCUCGCGAAGAUAGGGUCACGGGGAUUUUGGUGCGGUCAGUAGCAGCUGGGUGGUCGUCGAAUUCGAUGAUCGCCGUUGACGCAGGCACCCUUCUCUGCGGCAUCAUUAAUGCUCUAACAGGAUGCGACAAUAAGGAUGGUGUCGUCACCUCGGGGCCAUUCGCCGGGCUACCCUUACCCCAUAAAACUAUUCCAUCGAAUGCAGCAUAUGUUUUUCAGAAGAUCAUUGGAGCUGUUCUAAUCACGCAUCCUCACCUGGACCAUGUAUCGGCAUUGGCAAUUAAUACACCAGUCCUGGAGGCUGGGAGUGGACCCAAGACCGUCGCUGCGCUGCCGUCCGUGGUUGCUGCUAUCAAAAACCACAUCUUCAACGAUGUGAUCUGGCCCAAUCUCUCUGAUGAGGAUGGAGGGGCGGGUUUCAUCACUUAUCAGCGCUUAGUGGAGGGAGGAAACCCGAUGAUGGGUCGCGGUGAUGAAAGAGGUUAUGUACGUGCAUCCGAAGGCUUACUAGCGAGGUGCUUUUGCGUCAGCCAUGGGCGUUGCAAACAAAAAUAUUAUCCUGAGACAGAGGGGUUCCACCGCGCAAGCAGUGUAGCUUUUUCUGCAGAUCGCCAUCGACUAUCUACGGAUACAUCGGAGAUGGGGUACCCUAGGUCGCUCUCAGAUAUGAUCCGAUCCCCCUUUUCUUCGAAAGAAUCUUGGUCCAGUGUGGAAAGCUCUGCAUUCUUCAUUCGCGACCAACAGACCGGAACCGAAAUUAUCAUAUUUGGCGACGUUGAACCCGAUUCGAUAUCUCUUGACCCACGUAAUAAAAGGAUCUGGGACUUGGCCGCCCCCAAGGUCGUAUCUCAUCAGCUACGCGCAAUUUUUAUCGAAUGUUCCUAUAGCGAUGACACGGAUGAUGACUACCUUUUUGGGCAUCUUUGCCCGCGACACUUGGUCGAGGAGUUAGGCGUCUUGGCCCGGUUGGUAGCCGAAGCCAAAGGUCAAACUAUUCUCGCAGGCGAGAAGCGCAAGCGAUUAAGUGAUGCUGCAGUUAGCACCACCGAACCAGUGAGCCCGAAGUCGAAGCGGGGUUUAGUUACCAAACCGAGCCACCAAUCACGUCAACCAACUCGACGCACUACACGCCAUUCUUCGAAAAUCAACGAAGGAGAUCCUCUAGCUCCCGCCGGUUCUGUUGAUCCCCAUGCUCUGCGUCGCGAGCUGGACAUUGCCAAACGCUCUGAUCCGUCGUCGAAUUCUCCAGGAUCCGAGUUGCCCCUGAAAGGAUUGUCCAUCUAUAUCAUUCAUAUCAAAGAUGAUAUGACAGACGGUCCCCAUCCAAGUGAAAAAAUUCUCCAAGAGCUCAACGAGCAGGGAGAAAAGGCCGGGCUAGGGUGUGAAUUUCACGUCCCUCGGCAGGGAGAAAGCAUUUACCUCUAA